Messenger RNA from Teleopsis dalmanni, 464 nucleotides. Its product is annotated as reactive oxygen species modulator 1. The coding region runs from base 144 to 386 and encodes 80 amino acids. Gene Ontology annotation, cellular component: TIM23 mitochondrial import inner membrane translocase complex. Lineage: Eukaryota; Metazoa; Arthropoda; Insecta; Diptera; Diopsidae. The transcript has 2 exons. Gene Ontology annotation, biological process: protein insertion into mitochondrial inner membrane; protein import into mitochondrial matrix. The record is from RefSeq and is a predicted model, not a curated record.
GCAGUUGUUUUCUAUAAUCGAAAAUUAGACGAGUUACUUUGUAAUAUAUGUAUGAAAUUUAAUGCAAACAAUAAAAAAAAAAGUUUGCAUCAAUAUAAAGAUUAUCUGCUAACUUAUCGAAAUUAGACACAACCUUUUCUACAAUGCCUCUACCAAGCGGUGCAUUUGGCCAGCAGCAGGGACCCUCGUGCUUCGACCGAAUGAAGACUGGUUUCACCAUUGGUUUUUGUGUUGGAAUGGCAAGUGGAGCUAUUUUUGGUGGAUUCUCCGCUUUACGUUACGGCAUGCGUGGUAGGGAGCUUAUCAAUAACGUUGGGAAAGUUAUGUUGCAAGGAGGAGGAACCUUUGGUACUUUCAUGGCGAUUGGCACAGGCAUACGUUGUUAAAUAUAUUUUUGGUCAUGAAUUCUAUUUCUUAGUUGAUAUUUUAAGUAAAAUAAAGAUAUAUGUAUAUAUAACUUUGAA